AUAGCAGUGUAAGACUGGAAACAUCUGGGCUGAAUGGACUUUAGCAUCAAAAGAAGUUCUCAACUGUUAACUCGAAAAAUUAACUACAUCAAAAUGAAGCAAGUACCAGAGAUCCUUGGAAAUACCAAUGGAAAAACUCAGAAUUGUGAAGUGAAUCGUGAGUGUUCUGUCUACUUGGGCAAAGCACAACUUUCUGCCACUCUGCAAGAAGGUGUCAUGCAAAAAUAUAAUGGCCAUGAGGCUCUUCCAUUUAUUCCAGCUGAUAAAUUGAAAGAUCUAACCUCUCGUGUGUUUAAUGGCGAGUCUGGGGCCCAAGAUGCCAAGCUGCGCUUUGAACCCCAGGAAAUAAAGGGAGUUGGAACACCACCCAACACUACUCCUAUCAAGAAUGGCUCUCCAGAGAUUAAGCUGAAAAUCACUAAAACCUACAUGAAUGGAAAGCCUCUUUUUGAAUCUUCCAUUUGUGGAGACAAUGGUGCAGAUGUGUCACAGUCAGAGGAGAAUGAACAAAAGCCAGCAAACAAGGAGAGGAGAAACAGAAAAAGAAGCAUAAAAUAUGACUCCUUACUUGAGCAGGGUCUUGUUGAAGCAGCCUUAGUAUCAAAGACUUCAAGUCCCACUGAAAAGAAGGCUCCUGCUAAGAGAGAUUCAACUCAAAGUACUGUUAAAGAAGACAAAGUACAUCUCUUGAAGUAUAAUAUAGGAGAUCUAGUGUGGUCAAAAGUGUCUGGUUUUCCAUGGUGGCCAUGUAUGGUUUCUGCUGAUCCUGUUCUCCAUUCCUACACUAAACUAAAAGGACAGAAAAAGAGUUUUCGGCAAUAUCAUGUUCAGUUUUUUGGAGAUGCCCCAGAGCGAGCUUGGAUAUUUGAGAAGAGCCUUGUGCCCUUCAAAGAAAAAGACCAGUUUGAACAAUUAUGCCAGGAAAGUGCAAAACAAGCCCUCACUAAAGCAGAGAAAAUAAAGAUGUUAAAGCCUGUUUCGGGGAAGCUGCGGCCACAGUGGGAGAUGGGUGUUAAGCAAGCAAGUGAAGCAGUAGGCAUGACAGUAGAAGAACGGAAGGCCAAGUACACCUUCAUCUAUGUUAGAGACAGACCUCAUCUUAAUCCUCGAGUGGCAAAGGAAGUUGGCAUUGCUGUGGAACCAUUAGAGGAGAUAGAUGAGUCAUCUUACUCAAACGAAGAAACCACUCAAAAUCUGAAAUCAAUGAAGGAGUCUGGCAUUCCAAACAAGAGGAGGAGAAGGACAUCAAAAUUGUCUGCCACUAAUGAUACGCAAGAAAGCAGUCAGUCGGAGAGUAAGAAUACAACUCCUCAAAAGUCAUCUGAACAGGCAGAAUCCAAAAGAGGGAUAGGCUCCCCUCUCAGUAGAAAGAAAACUCCAGCAUCUACUCCACGAAGCAGAAAGGGCGAUGCAGUAUCUCAGUUUUUGGUCUUUUGUCAGAAGCACAGAGAUGAGGUGGUUGCUGAACAUCCAGAUGCUUCAAGUGAGGAGAUUGAAGAAUUGCUUGAAUCACAGUGGAACAUGCUUAGUGAAAAACAGAAAGCUCGCUAUAACACAAAGUUUGCCAUAGUGACCUCUCCCAAAUCUGAAGAAGACUCUGGUAACUUACAUGGAAAUAAAAGAAACCAAAAAAAGAGGACAAAGGAACCUACAGAAGAUUUUGAAGUUCAGGAAGCACCUAGGAAAAGACUCAGGAUGGAUAAACAGAAUAAUCGGAAGAGGGAGACAAGCAAUGACAAAACAGCAAAAACAAACUCUUCUAAGGUCACAGAAACCUCCUCUUCACAAAAGAACCAGUCAGCAACGAAAAAUCUGUCUGAUGCAUGUAAACCUCUGAAGAAGCGAAAUCGGGCUUCAGCAGCAGAAUCUUCAACUCUUGCUUUUAGCAAGAGUUCAUCUCCUUCAGCUUCCUUAACUGAGAAUGAGAUCUCCGAUGGCCAAGGAGAUGAGCGGUCAGAGUCUCCCUAUGAAAGUGCUGAUGAAACUCAGACUGAAGUGUCUAUAUCAUCCAAAAAAUCUGAGCGAGGAGCAGGAACAAAAAAAGAAUAUGUGUGUCAGCUGUGUGAAAAAACAGGUGAUCUCCUGCUGUGUGAAGGACUUUGCUAUCGAGCUUUUCACGUAAGCUGCCUUGGGCUCUCUGGAAGACCAGCAGGAAAAUUCAUUUGUAGUGAAUGUACAUCAGGUGUGCAUACCUGUUUUGCGUGUAAAGAGAGAAAGGCAGAUGUGAAACGCUGUGUCGUAUCUCACUGCGGAAAAUUCUACCAUGAAGCUUGUGUGAAAAAAUUUCAUCUUACUGUGUUUGAGAACAGGGGUUUUCGAUGUCCUCUCCACAGCUGCCAAAGUUGUCAUGUUAGUAACCCCUCACAUCCACGGAUUUCAAAAGGAAAGAUGAUGCGUUGUGUUCGCUGUCCUGUUGCAUACCAUGCUGGAGACGUUUGCAUUGCUGCGGGAUGUGCAGUCAUCGCUUCCAACAGCAUUGUUUGUACGAAUCAUUUCACUGCCAUGAAAGGAAAAAGUCAUCACGCGCAUGUCAAUGUGAGCUGGUGCUUUGUGUGUUCAAAAGGCGGAAGCUUGUUGUGCUGCGAGUCGUGUCCUGCGGCGUUUCACCCAGACUGCUUAAACAUCGAAAUGCCGGAUGGGAGCUGGUACUGCAAUGACUGCAGGGCAGGGAAGAAACUCCAUUUCCAGGAUAUUAUUUGGGUUAAACUGGGAAAUUACAGAUGGUGGCCUGCAGAAGUUUGCCAUCCGAAAAACGUUCCCCCAAAUAUCCAGAAAAUGAAGCAUGAAAUCGGAGAAUUUCCUGUGUUUUUCUUUGGUUCUAAGGAUUACUAUUGGACGCACCAAGCACGGGUGUUCCCUUACAUGGAGGGAGACAGAGGGAGUAGAUACCAGGGGAUCAAAAGAAUUGGAAAAGUCUUCAAAAAUGCUUUGCGAGAAGCUGAAGCUCGAUUUCGAGAAAUAAAGCUACAGCGAGAAGCCAAAGAAACCCAAGAAAGUGAACGUAAACCUCCACCAUACAAGCAUAUUAAGGUGAAUAAACCUUGUGGUAAAGUGCAGAUAUAUACUGCUGACAUUUCUGAGAUUCCCAAGUGCAACUGCAAACCCACAGAUGAAAACCCUUGUGGCUUUGAUUCUGAGUGCCUAAAUCGGAUGCUGAUGUACGAAUGCCAUCCACAAGUUUGUCCAGCAGGAGAAAGGUGCCAAAACCAGUGCUUCACAAAACGUCAAUACCCUGAGACAAAGAUCAUCAAAACCGAUGGGAAAGGGUGGGGUUUGGUCGCUAAGAGGGACAUCAAAAAGGGAGAGUUUGUGAAUGAGUAUGUCGGUGAGCUGAUUGAUGAAGAGGAGUGUAUGGCAAGAAUCAAAUAUGCACAUGAAAAUGACAUUACCCACUUCUAUAUGCUUACUAUUGAUAAGGACCGUAUUAUUGAUGCUGGCCCCAAAGGAAACUAUUCUCGUUUUAUGAAUCACAGCUGCCAACCAAAUUGUGAAACUCUAAAAUGGACAGUAAAUGGAGACACUCGUGUCGGCCUGUUUGCUGUGUGUGAUAUUCCUGCAGGGACAGAGCUGACUUUUAACUACAACCUUGACUGUCUGGGCAAUGAAAAAACAGUCUGCAAAUGUGGUGCCCCAAACUGCAGUGGAUUUCUUGGGGACAGACCAAAGAAUUCUUCCACUUCAGAAGAAAAAGGCAAAAAGACCAAAAAGAGAACACGGAGACGCAGAACGAAAAAUGAAGGGAAAAAAGAAUCUGAAGACGAUUGUUUCCGUUGUGGUGAUGGAGGCCAGCUGGUAUUGUGCGACAGGAAAUCUUGUACUAAAGCUUAUCAUCUCUCCUGUCUUGGUUUGGUGAAACGUCCUUUUGGGAAGUGGGAGUGUCCUUGGCACCACUGUGAUGUUUGUGGCAAACCUUCUGUUUCUUUCUGCCACUUCUGCCCAAAUUCUUUCUGCAAGGAACACCAAGACAGGACAGUACUAAAUUCUACGCGGAAUGGACAGUUAUGCUGCUCUGAACAUGUUCUUGGGGUGGAUUCUGUUGAAACUCGGAAGACUGAGAAACCCCGCAAAAAACUGAACAAGUUGAAGCCUAAGAGAAAGCAGAGGAACAGAUGGAUGAGAGCUGAAUGCAAAUAGUCAUGGACUGCAGUUUCUACUGCCAACACUAUCUUGUAGAUACGUUGUGAAUAUGACCAGGGAAGGACACAAUUUUACAUAUAUUCUGUAAAGGUUACAUGGGGGGG
Molecule: messenger RNA, 4241 nt
Organism: Pterocles gutturalis (yellow-throated sandgrouse)
Lineage: Eukaryota; Metazoa; Chordata; Aves; Pterocliformes; Pteroclidae
Gene: NSD2
Product: Wolf-Hirschhorn syndrome candidate 1
Exons: 21
Coding region: 34-4134 (1366 amino acids)
Biological process (GO): regulation of DNA-templated transcription
Cellular component (GO): nucleus; chromatin
Molecular function (GO): histone H3K36 methyltransferase activity; protein binding
Source: RefSeq, a predicted model, not a curated record